GGCACACCCUGCACGUUGCUGCUUGUUUUCUUUCAAGAUGAGUGCCGAUAUGAGUCAAAGCGAUGCGUUCAGAGAGAUGCUUGCCAGACUUAACGAGCUGGAGGCUGUCAAGCGGCUUCUCGACUAUGACGUGCAGACCGAACUUUUACGGAAACGAGAAAACGAGGACCUAUGUUCGUCCACUGAACAGGAAGUGGCUGAUCUGGAGUCCAAGAUUGCCGAGUGCGAAAAACGCCUCAGGCAAACAUCGGAACAGAUUAGGAAUCACGAAGAAGCGCGUGCGGGCAUCGAAAAGAGCAUCGAACACGAAAUGUUGGCACACGCGUCAUUGAAACAAGAAUUGGAUGAGACUAUGACAGCUAAGAAACAUAAAACCGAAGAUGCCGACCGCGAAACCUUCCGGCGCGUCUGCCACGUGAAGGAGCUCCUGCAUCGCUUGGGAGCGGAAAGUGGCGAAACCACCGCGGGAACUACAGACGCGGAGGCACGUUCUGGUGUUGACAAGGCCAUCACCCUCGCGCAUGCCCAAGUUGAUUCAAAGAAUCUAGCCGCCAUGAAGGGCGACACCCUCAUGAGCCUUCUUGGAGCAAAGGAUGACGUCCUGCUAAGAACCGGUUAUGCUUGUUUCAGACAAGCCAAGGAUAGCAUUGACAAGAACUCUGAACUCCUAGACGCAGCAGUCGUCAGGCUCCAUAAAAAAUGUGCCUGUGAAUCUGUUCUUGAAGAGAUGGAUGUCGACGCCACAGUCUUCGAAUUAACGCUUGUAGAUGCUGUAUUGAAGAUGGAACUACCUGAGUCCCUGAGGGUCUCCGGUGAGCAAUUGGGGAGGGCGGAGAUUUUGAGACGAUUGAUUGGCACCGAAAACGAAUGGCUCUGCGAGAAUCCCGCUCGUCUUCUCGGGCAAGCAUACCUGCAAAAAGUUCUGGAAGAAGACAGAUGACUAUGUUUAAUCUCGUAGAAAACACGCUGAGGAAGAUUCACGAGGUUGUGGAAACCUAGUAGUAUACAUAUGAAAUUCUGAUGUGACACGGUAUUCCUGAGGAAGCAACUCGAUUUCCGCUGUUGAAUUGGCUUUGUUGUCUAUCUUUCCAUCACUUGUAUUACAACGCCCCUCUCGACCGAACGACGCGGGUGCCUCACUUCUGUGAAUUAAGAGGACGAGGUCCUCACCAGCUGAAAUAAGCGAUGACACAUCGCCGUUCCAUCUCCCUGUGGGGACAUACUCUUGUUCGUGAUCACCUUUUUACUACACAAAGGGAGUUGGACCAUCCAGAUACUG
Molecule: messenger RNA, 1279 nt
Organism: Toxoplasma gondii ME49
Lineage: Eukaryota; Apicomplexa; Conoidasida; Eucoccidiorida; Sarcocystidae
Exons: 7
Coding region: 38-940 (300 amino acids)
Source: RefSeq, a predicted model, not a curated record